Cotesia congregata is the source of this 570-nucleotide messenger RNA. The record is from the annotation of a GenBank genome assembly. Lineage: Eukaryota; Metazoa; Arthropoda; Insecta; Hymenoptera; Braconidae.
GAAAACCUCAAUCGGAUGGUAACUGAAAGUUUCUACUUGAAAGCCGAUUUAGAGCGAUGGUUGUCGCCCGACAUAAAGCGUAGCGAUUACUACGAUCUAAUGGACACUUUAUGGCGCCCAGUUGUCGAUAAAGAGUUGAGCUUUAUUAUAAAAUCCGCUGAUGAAGAAGCGACCAUUUUGGGAGUUGCAUUGAAUUUUGACGCUCAUGACGAGCCUGACUGUGUCGUAACCUCAAAGUUAUCCAUUGUGUUUGAAUUUCUUGAGUUUCUUGAGGGACCAAUCAGGGAAAACAAGCUGCCGCGUGGAAAAGGUAAAAUCCUCCAUUGCUACAUGAUGGCGACAAACGAAAAUUUGACUCCGGCGGAGAAUGUUAUCAUUAUGAACAAAAUGGAGGAAGAGUGCCUGAAUUUAGCGAGAAGAAAAGGUUUCAUGGGGAUUUUCACUACAAACACCAGCCCGUUGACUCAACAAUUGGGAAACGAUGUUUACAACUACGAAGUAUUAUUAGACUAUCAAGUGAAUCAGUAUGUCGCUCCUGAUGGCAGCAAACCUUUCGGAGAAGCUCCUGAU